Molecule: messenger RNA, 1597 nt
Organism: Boeremia exigua
Lineage: Eukaryota; Fungi; Ascomycota; Dothideomycetes; Pleosporales; Didymellaceae
Exons: 1
Coding region: 156-1244 (362 amino acids)
Source: RefSeq, a predicted model, not a curated record
UCACUUCAUCCGUUUGCACGGCCCCACAGAAGUCAACAAAAUGUCCCUCUUCACUCACCCUCUCGGUUGGCACUAGGACAUACAUAUUCCAAACUUUUCACAGUCCCAUCGAUCUCACCCUCACCACGCGAAGACUCAACGGCAAGAUCCUAGCCAUGGAGCGUCCAACAACUCCAACCCCAACCUCAGCGUCCGGCGACUCUGCUACGCCUAGCACGCCUGGCGGCAACGCUACACCCGGCGGUAGCACCACUAUGCGCGUCCAGCGCCACACUCCCAAUCCCUCUACGCCAGGCGGCCACCACCGGCGCAUAGCUUCCAUUCCCCGCACGCCUGGGUCCAGCACACUUCUAUGCUCUUCGUCUCCAGAUGCCUUCGCGCAGGUCACCGUGCAUACAUCGAAGUGUUCUGAGUGCGACUUGCGCAACAAGGGAACCAUGCUGCGGUGCCCUGGAUGCACGUUCCAGAUUUGCAAGCCAUGCCAGGACAAAAGGGAGAAGGGGGGAAGGAGUAUGGCGCAUGGCAAUAUGUUGACUCCGCAGGUCGCUACGCCCGGAUCGGGUGGGAGCGUGAUGAGAAAGAGGCCGGCUUCAGCAGUAAACAGCGCGGAGAAGCAGCAUGAAACCGAUGCAGCGAAAAGCGUUGGUGAGGAGGGAAGCGCACAGGCAGAAAAAGAAAAGCUUGAGGAGACGAAGGAGAAGAAGCGUGCGACGAAGCCAACACCCAAAUCAAAGCUCAAGUCGAAACGUAUGAUCAAGCAAGCGGUUCUUUUGGAGGGCUCGAUUGACGACUCGUCAGACGACGAUUUUGCGCCAGAUCCUGCGUCGCCAACGGCCAACAAGCGACGCCGAACUGAGCUUACCUCGAAGACAGACGGCACCUCCGAUAUCCCCUCGCCUGUCCUCACGCCCGCUGGCAUUCCCUCACCUUUUCUUACGCCCACCGGCAAGGCCAAGGACUCCACGAGGCAGCCUAGCCUUGGCGACUCCACGCUUACUGGUAAGUCCCACCGCAACAUGACCACAGACGAGCUACUGGCACUCCACGGUGUAAACACACCCACGAACCCGUACAAGUCUCAUUUCUUGAGCCGAGACGAACCUGUGGUCUCUAAUCCAGUCAUCAGGAUGCCAGAGGUGGUGAAGCGAGGGUUCAAGCCGCGACCAACUGCUAAGGAGAUCCAGAAGAACAUACAGGAUACAGUGAGGGAAAAACUGGGUCUGCCCAAGUUGGACGGACCGUAGUGGGUGACAGAACGACAAGUGAAAGGAGGUCAGACGGUGAGCGAAGACUAGAAAGAUGCCUGGGGGACGGUCGUUCACUGCAUGUCCAAGACAGGGAUUCUCGGCCCUACAAGCGCAUUGGACUCGAUGGGUCAGGAUUGGUGGCGAUCAUGUACUACGCGGCUCAACGGUCUUCGAGUUCCAUUAGCUUGUGCAGCUCAGGGAGCCGCACAGGCCUAGAUGUCAUCAGCAUGAAGUACCUCGUAUUGUUUGACUUCCUUGUUGGGAAAAACAGGUGAUCAGACAAGUUUAUCGGUGUAGCAUUGUACCUGGUGGUGCGACAGACUCCUGCCCAUGCGAGACUACGACAAAGG